This is a messenger RNA of Phacochoerus africanus (Common warthog), 1318 nucleotides long. It is a transcript of the gene OPRK1, whose product is annotated as opioid receptor kappa 1. The transcript is spliced from 4 exons. The record is from RefSeq and is a predicted model, not a curated record. Bases 171 to 1313 code for a protein of 380 amino acids. Gene Ontology annotation, biological process: neuropeptide signaling pathway; G protein-coupled opioid receptor signaling pathway; sensory perception of pain. Lineage: Eukaryota; Metazoa; Chordata; Mammalia; Artiodactyla; Suidae. Gene Ontology annotation, molecular function: dynorphin receptor activity; neuropeptide binding. Gene Ontology annotation, cellular component: membrane; neuron projection.
CUGCGAGUCGGCGGCGCGGGGCUGCGGGUGCGCGGCGAUUCAGGGCUGAGCGGGAUCCGGGAGCGCGCGGCUCCCCGCUGGCCAGGACCCCUGGCACCGCUCCGCACGUCUCCAGGAGGCAGAGCCCGCAGGUGCCGCCUGUCCUCGCCCGGCGGCUGCAGCCUCCGGACAUGGAGCCCCCGGUCCAGAUCUUCCGCGGCGAGCCGGGCCCCACCUGCUCCCCCAGCACCUGCCUGCCCCCCAACGGCAGCGGCUGGUUCCCGGGCUGGGCUGAGCCGGACGGCAACAGCAGCGCGGGCUCCGAGGACGCGCCGCUGGAGUCCGCUCACAUCUCCCCUGUCAUCCCUGUCAUCAUCACGGCGGUCUACUCCGUGGUGUUCGUCGUGGGCCUGGUGGGCAACUCGCUGGUCAUGUUCGUGAUCAUCCGAUACACCAAGAUGAAGACUGCAACCAACAUCUACAUAUUCAACCUGGCGCUGGCGGACGCUCUGGUGACCACCACCAUGCCCUUCCAGAGCACCGUCUACCUGAUGAACUCCUGGCCCUUUGGGGACGUGCUGUGCAAGAUCGUCAUCUCCAUCGACUACUACAACAUGUUUACCAGCAUCUUCACCCUGACCAUGAUGAGCGUGGACCGCUACAUCGCCGUGUGCCACCCCGUCAAGGCGCUCGACUUCCGCACGCCCUUGAAGGCAAAGAUCAUCAACAUCUGUAUUUGGAUCCUGUCGUCAUCUGUCGGCAUCUCUGCCAUAGUCCUUGGAGGAACCAAAGUCAGGGAAGACGUGGACGUCAUCGAGUGCUCCUUGCAGUUCCCAGAUGACGACUACUCGUGGUGGGACCUCUUCGUGAAGCUCUGCGUCUUCGUCUUCGCCUUCGUGAUCCCCGUCCUCAUCAUCAUCGUCUGCUACACCCUGAUGAUCCUGCGCCUGAAGAGCGUCCGGCUGCUCUCCGGCUCCCGGGAGAAAGAUCGCAAUCUCCGUCGCAUCACCAGGCUUGUCUUGGUGGUGGUGGCCGUCUUCGUCGUCUGCUGGACCCCCAUUCACAUUUUCAUCCUUGUGGAGGCUCUGGGGAGCACCUCACACAGCACGGCCGCGCUCUCCAGCUACUACUUCUGUAUUGCCUUGGGCUACACCAACAGCAGCCUGAACCCCAUCCUCUAUGCCUUUCUCGAUGAGAACUUCAAGCGGUGUUUCAGGGACUUCUGCUUUCCCGUUAAGGUGAGGAUGGAGCGCCAGAGCACAAAUCGGAUCAGAAAUACUGUUCAGGAUCCAGCUUACAUGAGGGAUGCUGAUGGGAUAAAUAAGCCAGUAUGACUAGU